AUGACGGAACUGGCUCUGCAAAAUCCGUUGGACGUUGAUGGCGGAUCAGGGGAAUUUACAGGGAAAGUGAAAGGGAGGCGGUAUAAAGAGAAAGGCGAGAUUGUGGUGGAUCUCAUGGAGGAGAUGGAGGAAGACAGACAGUUUUGGGAAGAACAAGCGGUGAUCGCAAGGAUCAUCGGCCUCAACUGGUCAAGGAAAAAUAUCAUAUCGUGUGUUGAAGAUAACUGGGGCGAUCAGAUUGUCAUCAAAUUUAUUCCGAAAGGAUUCUUUGUGGUGCUUUUUGAAAAACGAUCAGAAAGAGAUCGUAUCCUUAAUCAAGAGAAUUGGUUUGCAGACAAGCACGCAGUGUAUUUGCAACCCUGGACACCGAAUUUUGAUCCCAUCCCAUUGGCAGUCUAUUCAUGCCCGAUUUGGAUAUGCCUUUACAAUUUGCCGAUUGAAUAUUGGGGAGAGGUCUUCUUGGAGAAGAUUGGCAAAAUGCUUGGGACGGUGUUGGAGAUAGACGUUGAUGAUGAGGAGGAUUUGUGUAAGUAUGUAAGAUUGAGGAUCGCAGCAGUCAGGCGUAUCCCAGAGCAUAUUACAUUACAUACGUCGAAAGGUGCGUGGAGCCAGCAGAUAGAAGUUGAAAAAGAAAUUCGUCAUUGCCCCAGAUGCGGUAGUAAGUUUCAUGGUGUAGAGGACUGCAGAAUGUUCAUUAGAAAGGCUAGGACUCCUUUCAGGAGACCAAUACAAAAUUGGAGGCGAAAGUUGGAACAACCAUCGAAAACGGUUUCGGUUUCUGUAGAAAAGAUUCAAGAGACAAAAUCUCCACCGCAACAACAAAAGAAGGGUUCAUCGUCACCGUUAAAAGUCGAGGAUGAUCUUUAUUCGGAGAUUAGGAACGUAGCCAUCAAUAGGUGUCCUGAUGAUGGAGGGGAGACUCCCAGGCAGGAAGAAUUUGAAACCAAGGAGGGGGGUGAAGAUCCUUUAACCCCCAGAAUCAAUAAUUCAUGUAAAGGGUUAUCCGAUACGGAAUUUGAAUUUGAUAAGGACUUUGAGGAGGAAAUGUUUCAAGAGGAUGCUUUGGAGAAUGUAGAUCCGAGAUGUAUCAGUUAG
Cryptomeria japonica (Japanese cedar) is the source of this 1095-nucleotide messenger RNA. RefSeq lists its product as uncharacterized. The transcript has a single exon. Bases 1 to 1095 code for a protein of 364 amino acids. The record is from RefSeq and is a predicted model, not a curated record. NCBI's taxonomy places the organism in Eukaryota, Viridiplantae, Streptophyta, Pinopsida, Cupressales, Cupressaceae.